GUAAACAAUAUGGCGAGCUGGGAUGACAUAUUGAAGUUGCAAGCAGAUUUAAAGGCAGCACACGAAUCUACUACAAAACAAAAACUAUCUGAACGGAAUGUGAUUGAAAUAGUGACAGGCCUGAUUGAGAAGGGCCUGCUGGAGGUGAUCUACACAGUCGAUGGCAAGGAGUACAUUACACCAAAUGAGCUUGCCAAAGAAAUCAAGGAUGAGCUUAUUGUCCAUGGAGGUCGUAUCAACCUUGUGGAGCUAGCUCAGGUGCUUAAUUUGGACUUUAGCCAUGUGGAGAGCAAGGCAAGUGAGGUGGUCCACCAAGACAAGCACAUGACCCUCGUCCUCGGCCAGCUCAUAGACAGGAGUUACCUGGACCGUCUGGCGGAGGAGGUGAAUGACAAGCUACAGGAACGAGGUCAUGUGACCAUCCCGGAGCUCACGAAGCUGUAUGACCUUCCUGCAGACUUCCUUGCUAAGAAUCUGCACUCUCGGCUGGGCACAAUUGUAAAGGGUCAGGUAGACAGUUAUGACAAGGACGUGAUCUUCACUGAUGCAUUCAUUGCACGCAUGAGAUCACAGAUCAGGGGCGCUUUCAGUGCUGUAACCAGACCAAUUCAAAUAGGAACAUUGAUUCAGCAGUACAGGUUUCAAGAAAGAAUAUUCUUCUCCAUCCUUGAAGAGCUAGUGGGGACGGGACGUCUGGCAGGGACAAUCUCUGGGGGUCGCCAGGACAAGGCCACGUACAUACCCGACGUCUACACUCGAUCACAAAAUGACUGGGUCGAUAGCUUCUACAAACAAAAUGGCUAUCUUGAGUAUGAUGCCAUGAGAAGGCUGGGUAUCUCAGACCCGAAGGAGUUUAUCCGUAAGCGUUUCAAGAGCGAGAGUCCUGUGCACCUGACCUCGUGCAGCGUGGGGCGUGGCAUUCUGGACCAGGUGGAAGCCAGCGUGGAGGAGGCCCUAACUGAUGGACUCUGGGUCGAUAUUAUGCCCCUAUUGCCAUCGAUAUUCAGCCCUAAGGAUGCCAACACAUUAUUGACUAGCUGUCUGAAGAAGCAUUCAGGGGCGAUUGUGUGUUGUGACACGAUCGUUGCCAGCGAUAAAAUCAUCUCCCAGUGCUCCAAACCAUUCCCCAAGCUUAUGGCCAUCAAAGCAGAGAAGGAUGCUAAGAGCCACCCAGUGUUCAAGGUUGGACAGGAGAGGGCAGGGGAAGGGUCAAAGGACGGGGGCCAGACCAAGGAGGACAGGAAGGACCAGAGAAGGAAAAAGGCAGCUGGUGGCAGUGGAAGCACCAAGUCUCUGACCGGUACCCAGGGCAGGGAGGUGAAGACUAAAUCCCUGAAGAAGAAGUCACACAGGGGUCGUGAUGAGCAGGACUCUGAUGAGGAGGAGGUCAUGUCCAAACCCAAGUCAAGGUCACAGGAGAUAGAGUUCAUGAGCAUGGAGGAGAUUGAAGAGGUGUUAAGGAAGGAUGACUCCUUGGAGGAUUGUCCCCCAGAACUGAUAAGCGAGAUUGCUCAACAGCUCAUCAGGCCUCUAACAAAGCAGUAUCAGGACGUUGCCAAGUCCAUAUUCCUGCAGGCAUCAGGAACAGAGUCCACCUCUGCACGUAAGAAGACCCAUGGCGAGCUACAGGAGAAACUCACUGGCCUCUGGACCAAUGCACGCCUGUUUGAGAAGGGACUCAAACAUCUACCUGAGGAUGUUCAGUUGAACUCUGUGCGUCACUUGCUACGGACUGUGUGUACCGAUAUAACCAACCUAGUUCUCAACGCCAUAGCAACAGAUCACAUGCUCUCUGUGGCGGAUGAGUCCACUCUGACAAAUGAGAGCCGAGUUAAAUUAAUCACAAAACUGUCGGACAAUAUCCAAGCUGAUAUGUCCAAGUUGAACGCUUCAUUGAACGGAAAGUCUCUGGAUGACUUUUUCAACCAACUGGAUGUACUGUGUGGACCUGCAAACCUGGGAAUUAUGCUGAAGAAACCUGACAAGAAGAAGGAAAGACAGCUGACAUUCAGUCACCGUCAAGCGCUAUGUGAGCAGUUGACCACGGAGAAGGACGGGGCAAUGUCGCUGCACCUAGCUUGUGUCAUCCUCUUCCACAAGUUCACAAGCUGUAUAGUGCAUGUGCCUGGCAAGUGUGUUCCUCAGCUGCUCCUGUUCCUCAAAGACCACCUGGAACCUGAGAAGUUCCAGGAGAUGACAGCACUACAAGAUCUUAUCAUAGCCCAGCUCCAGAGACAGCAGUCAGGAGACAGCGAUGAGGACAAAAGUGUUCCAACUAUGACGGAAAACAUUGAAAAGGUCAAGGUCAUCGCUAUGGAAACCAAAAAGUCGAUACAAAAUGGCGCAGCAGCAGCAGCAGAGGAUUAAAUUUCAAGUUGUUGACGGAAUGACUGCACAUAAUCAUUUUUGUCAUUGGUGCAAUUAUGUCAGAGUUCAUAGCUGCUAGAAUAAAGUUUCAAGUUGCAGUUUUGAACAAUUUGCUUAGCAAAAUACAAGGAAGAUCUACAUGUGUACCUUCUUAUUAAGGAACACCAUAGACUGGUAUCUUUAUUCAGUUUUAAGAGGAGACUUGACAAUAUUUCUGUGGAGUGUAGGUUUACUGUUUUAUUUGUUAAAAUAAUAUAUUUAUACAAGUAAUAGAUUGUUAUAGAAUAAAAUAAAUUAAAAACUUGA
Messenger RNA from Mya arenaria, 2673 nucleotides. RefSeq names its product E3 UFM1-protein ligase 1 homolog. Gene Ontology annotation, molecular function: UFM1 ligase activity. Gene Ontology annotation, cellular component: endoplasmic reticulum membrane. The coding region runs from base 10 to 2367 and encodes 785 amino acids. The record is from RefSeq and is a predicted model, not a curated record. Lineage: Eukaryota; Metazoa; Mollusca; Bivalvia; Myida; Myidae. The transcript is spliced from 17 exons. Gene Ontology annotation, biological process: protein K69-linked ufmylation; regulation of proteasomal ubiquitin-dependent protein catabolic process; response to endoplasmic reticulum stress.